AGAAACCACCAGUAAGACAUCCAUCGCACUCUGAGUGAAAUAUGGCUGUCUAUGAAAAUGCAUCAGAGAUCACUGUGGAGAUGAUGAACCUCUCUGAUGCUUCAGCCAGGACUGUUGCCUCCAAGAGUCACACUGAUGAAGAUGGUACCACAGUGCCCGGAGGAAAACUGCUCAGAUGUGUUGCCGUGAGCUUUUGUCUCCUGUGUUUCCUACAAGUUGCUCUAAACAUUUCCCUCCGUCUUGCUCUCUCCCCUCCACCAGGGAUUGAUGCCAGUUUUAAAAAUCUGACUGAGGAGAGAGACGAGUUGAGGAGCAUCAACCUUCGUACUGAGGAGAGUUGUAAAACCCUGACUGAAGAGAGAGAUGAGUUGAAGAGGAAGUUGAGUUACUUUGCUUCACAGCAGAACUCCUUGACUACAGAGAGAGACGGCCUGAAGAGGAAACUGAAUGACUUUGCUCACUAUUCAAACCAAGGAUGGGUGUAUUUCAGUGGUAGUUUCUACUAUAUUUCUUCAAUCAAGGAAACCUGGCAAGACAGCAGAGAUGACUGUGUGCGAAGAGGUGCAGACCUGAUGAUUAUUAACAGCGAGGAGGAACAGGAAUUCACAAGAAAAUACCGACAGAUAAUGUGGAUUGGACUGACUGACAGAGAGACAGAGGGGGUAUGGAAAUGGGUGGAUGGCACUUCACUGACAACAAGCUUCUGGCACUCCGGGGAACCAAACAGUUAUGAAGGCACAAACGAAGACUAUGUGGCAGUAAACUAUCAUGAUUAUAAAAACAGCUGGAAUGAUUUAGAAUGUAUAAUUAAAAACUUCUGGAUCUGUGAAAAGAAUAUGACUCUGUAAAUCUGGACACAAACGAACCGAUGUUGUUACAUCAUGAAACAGAUUUAUUUUCAACUGUGAUUUGUAAUUAAUUAAAGGCACAAACAUGUUUUGAUUUGGGCCAGCUGUAGAAAAUGUUCACAUUAUUUGACUAAAAAAAUAUCAGUCAAGGAGGCUGAUUAGACAUUAUUGAUUACAUUACAUUAUAAUGCUUGAAGAUAAUUUGGAAUGAUGGUUUUUGAAUUAUUGCAUGUGAUUAUUAUCAAAUUCUAGGCUAGCAAGAGUAGUGCAACAACAGCAAAUAAAUAAGUCCAGGGGCAUGCUC
This is a messenger RNA of Epinephelus moara (kelp grouper), 1152 nucleotides long. RefSeq names its product CD209 antigen-like protein C. The record is from RefSeq and is a predicted model, not a curated record. Gene Ontology annotation, biological process: DNA integration; DNA recombination; biological process involved in interspecies interaction between organisms. Lineage: Eukaryota; Metazoa; Chordata; Actinopteri; Perciformes; Serranidae. Bases 42 to 848 code for a protein of 268 amino acids. Gene Ontology annotation, molecular function: D-mannose binding; DNA binding; fucose binding. The transcript has 8 exons. Gene Ontology annotation, cellular component: external side of plasma membrane.